AUGGCCGAAGAACUGAUCCUGGAGAGAUGUGAUCUGGAGCUGGAGGCCAAUGGCCGUGAUCACCACACAGCCGACCUGUGCCACAAGAGGCUGGUGGUGCGGCGUGGCCAGCCUUUCCGGCUGACACUGCACUUCGAGGGCCGUGGCUAUGAGGCCAGUGUGGACAGCCUCACCUUUAGUGCGGUGACCGGACCAGCUUCCAGCGAGGAGUCUGGGACCAAGGCCCGCUUCCCACUGUCUGACACUGUGGAGGAGGGCACCUGGACAGCUGCAGUGGUAGACCAGCAGGACAACAUUCUCUCACUGCAGUUCAACACCCCAGCCCAUGCUCCCAUUGGUCUGUACCGCCUCAGCCUAGAGACUUCCACCGGCUACCAGGGCUCCAGCUUCGUGCUGGGCCACUUCAUCCUGCUCUUCAACUCUUGGUGUCCAGCGGACGACGUUUACCUGGACUCAGAGGAGGAGCGGCAGGAAUACAUCCUCACCCAGCAGGGAUUCAUCUACCAGGGCUCAGCCAAGUUCAUCAAGAGCAUACCCUGGAACUUUGGGCAGUUUGAAGAUGGGAUCCUGGACAUCUGCCUGACACUCCUUGAUGUCAACCCCAAGUUCCUGAAGAACGCCAAUCGUGACUGUUCCCGCCGCCGCAGCCCUGUCUAUGUGGGCCGGGUGGUGAGCGGCAUGGUCAACUGCAACGAUGACCAAGGUGUGCUGCUGGGACGCUGGGACAACAACUACGUGGACGGCAUCAGCCCCAUGUUCUGGAUUGGCAGUGUGGACAUCCUGCGGCGCUGGAAGAGUGACGGCUGCCAGCGCGUCAAGUAUGGCCAGUGCUGGGUCUUUGCUGCCGUGGCCUGCACAGUGCUUCGGUGUCUUGGCAUCCCCACCCGUGUUGUGACCAACUAUAACUCAGCCCACGACCAGAACAGCAAUCUGCUGAUCGAGUACUUCCGCAACGAAUUUGGGGAGGUCCAGGGUGACAAGAGUGAGAUGAUCUGGAACUUCCACUGUUGGGUGGAGUCAUGGAUGACCAGGCCGGACCUGCAGCCAGGAUAUGAGGGGUGGCAGGCCCUUGACCCCACACCUCAGGAAAAGAGUGAAGGGACAUACUGCUGUGGCCCAGUUCCAGUUCGUGCCAUCAAGGAAGGCGACCUAACGACCAAGUACGAUGCACCUUUCGUCUUUGCUGAGGUCAACGCUGAUGUGGUGGACUGGAUCCGGCAGGACGACGGGUCUAUGCACAAGUCGGUCAACCACUCCUUGGUCGUGGGGCUGAAAAUCAGCACAAAGAGUGUCGGCCGCGAUGAUCGAGAGGACAUCACUCACACCUACAAGUACCCAGAGGGGUCCCCAGAGGAGAGGGAAGCCUUCACAAGGGCCAACCACCUGAACAAGCUGGCAGAGAAGGAGGAGACGGGGGUGGCCAUGCGGAUCCGCGCGGGCCAAGGCAUGAACAUGGGCAGCGACUUUGACGUCUUUGCCCACAUCAACAACACCACCUCCGAGAACCGUGCCUGCCGCCUCAUGCUCUGUGCCCGCACUGUCAGCUACAACGGGAUCCUGGGGCCCGAGUGCGGCACCAAGGACCUGCUCUAUCUUGACCUAGAGCCCUUCUCUGAGAAAAGCAUCCCUCUUCGCAUCCUCUAUGAGAAGUACUGUGACUGCCUGACCGAGUCCAAUCUGAUCAAGGUGCGGGGCCUCCUCAUUGAGCCCGCCGCCAACAACUACCUGCUGGCUGAGAGGGACAUCUACCUGGAGAAUCCAGAAAUCAAGAUCCGGAUCCUCGGAGAGCCCAAGCAGAACCGCAAGCUGGUGGCCGAGGUGUCCCUGCGGAACCCGCUCACUGUGGCCUUGCUAGGCUGUGCCUUCACUGUGGAAGGCGCCGGUCUGACUGAGGAACAGAAGACCGUGGAGAUCUCGGACCCUGUGGAGGCAGGGGAGGAAGUCAAGGUGAGGGUGGACCUGCUCCCACUCCACGUGGGCCGCCACAAGCUGGUGGUGGACUUCGAGAGCGACAAGCUCAAGGCAGUGAAGGGCUACCGGAACAUCAUUGUUGGCCCCUCCUAA
Messenger RNA from Orycteropus afer afer, 2064 nucleotides. RefSeq names its product transglutaminase 2 (gene TGM2). The record is from RefSeq and is a predicted model, not a curated record. Gene Ontology annotation, molecular function: protein-glutamine gamma-glutamyltransferase activity. NCBI's taxonomy places the organism in Eukaryota, Metazoa, Chordata, Mammalia, Tubulidentata, Orycteropodidae. Gene Ontology annotation, biological process: peptide cross-linking.